This is a messenger RNA of Aspergillus caelatus, 2210 nucleotides long. RefSeq names its product putative endosome-associated ubiquitin isopeptidase (AmsH). Gene Ontology annotation, molecular function: K63-linked deubiquitinase activity; protein binding; metal-dependent deubiquitinase activity. Bases 308 to 1957 code for a protein of 549 amino acids. The record is from RefSeq and is a predicted model, not a curated record. Gene Ontology annotation, biological process: protein K63-linked deubiquitination. Lineage: Eukaryota; Fungi; Ascomycota; Eurotiomycetes; Eurotiales; Aspergillaceae. The transcript is spliced from 2 exons. Gene Ontology annotation, cellular component: endosome; membrane.
UUUCGGUCACCUGAAUCUGCUGUUCUUACAGCACCGGUUUCAUUUUAAUCAAUCAAUUAUUAUCCGACAGAUUAUAUCCGUCCUUAUCUUGCCAUAUAACUUCCCCAAGGUUUUCACAAGAGUCCGGCUGCCUGCUCCGUCGAUGCGGAACGUCCCCACACGCCGUCUCUUGGGCUCUGGCGGCAGACCUCGAUGAUCCCUCGUUUCACCUUACGAUCAAACGAGUCGCUUGAAAACCGGCUAUAUUGUGUUACCGGACCUUCUACUACUGAUUUCCCUCACGUAUUCUCAGUUCGUAUGCGCAAUCAUGGCCUCGCAUAUGCCUCCGGCCACAGGCGCGGGGGCCUCAGCCCCUCGAAAGGUCGAGGAAAUCACCCGAAUGGCGCAGAACUAUGAUUACAACCCUUCGAUUCCUCUACGGUAUUGGCUAAGGACCGCAGCGACUUUACUGCGAGAGGCUCGUAUAUACGAACGAGAGGGGCACGAUGAACAAGCGUACUUCCUAUUAUUUCGCCAUGCUCAGUUGGUGCUCGUAAACCUGGCAAAGCAUUCGGAAGCCAAAGAUGAGCAGAAUCGAAAAGCUCUGAUGGAAGCGGAGAAGGAAGUCAGCAGAAAUCUCGAAAAGUUGGAAAUCCUCAGACCUCGAAUCAAUAAACGACAUAAACGCUAUACAGAGUUGAUGAAUGAUCGCCAAGCUCGAAGCCCACCUCUAGGAACGACUCAGACCGUGCCGAACAAGCAACAGCCUCAGGAUCCCGCAUUAGUAGGUGUUGCCGAGCCUCUGGAGGCUGGCGAGAAUCGAGACCUGGCUGUCAGAUUAGCGAGGACGGAAAUACACCGGAGGGCCACAGCCAGGAAAGCUGUACGCCAAGCUGGAAUAACACCCGAAGAGGAGCAGCGUCGGCGCACGGCAGGUAUCUGGGGUGACUGGGAGAACGCUCUGGACAAGAAUGGCCCAGGGACAGACAAUGACUUGAGUCGACGGAUUAAAAAUGUGAGGAUCAAUAUGGACCAUGCGGACCGUCAAAAGAAGGCAACAGAAUCCACAGCACGGCCGUUGACUACAGGAUCCUCUACGUCCACGUAUAAGUACCCAACAGUGCCUCGUCAGAAGGCGCUAGAUAUUGCGCCCUCCGUGACCAAAGAAACGAGAGAUGCGACGAUGUCCUUCCCAGCAGCUCCGGUGCGGCCUCCAAAAGAACGAUUUGAGCCUCUCCAGCCGGUGGUCUCAUCGCCGCCACCAAGACCGGACAAGAUCUCCCCUACGCCCCUGACAUCCGCAGCUCAAAUACAAGCUCCAGCUCCUCCAGCGAAAGUCAAGCCAGUUGCGGAUGGUGGGGAUGGCCGGUCAAACCUGGACCCAUCUAGUUUCACCUUCAAACCGUCCGCCUACCUGGAGAAUGGCACCCCUCUCCGGACGGUUUUUCUACCCCCAGAGCUACGAUCAACGUUCCUUUCGCUCGCCGCUUCGAACACACGACGCAACCUGGAAACAUGUGGUAUACUUUGUGGGACCUUAAUAUCCAACGCUCUAUUCAUCUCCCGGCUUCUCAUCCCCGAGCAAACCUCCACCUCGGACACUUGUGAAACGGUGAACGAAACUGCAAUAUUUGAAUACUGCGACUCGGAGGAUUUGAUGAUCCUUGGCUGGAUCCAUACCCACCCGACCCAAACGUGCUUUAUGAGCUCAAGAGAUCUGCAUACUCAUUCUGGGUACCAGGUGAUGCUUCCCGAGAGCAUUGCGAUCGUCUGCGCUCCGAGCAAAACGCCGGACUGGGGCGUUUUCCGAUUGACUGACCCACCUGGCCUCAAGACGGUCCUCAACUGUACGCAGCCCGGUUUGUUUCACCCACACCCCGAGACCAACACCUACACCGAUGCGCUACGACCUGGGCAUGUGUUCGAAGCCAAGGGGCUUGAAUUCGAGACGGUGGAUCUGCGCCCUAACGGAUCCUAAAUCUACCGAUGGCUGCCACUUCACGAUUUAUGAGAGCGUACUAUUCCACUUUCUAGAGUCCUCAUUCUAUGUUUAUGUUGUCGGAUAUCCCAUCUCUUGCUCCGUUUUCAAAUAAAAUCUCUGGGGCGCUAUGUGUGCAGUAUAGAUAGCUUCUGAUGUAGUACUACGAAAGAUUCAGUCAGGAUGAAUUAGGCGUGACACGCUAGGGAAUGAGGACGAACGAAUUGUCCUGUAGGAUUGAUAAUAAGAGAAA